Messenger RNA from Bathycoccus prasinos, 423 nucleotides. RefSeq lists its product with no specific name. The record is from RefSeq and is a predicted model, not a curated record. Lineage: Eukaryota; Viridiplantae; Chlorophyta; Mamiellophyceae; Mamiellales; Bathycoccaceae. The coding region runs from base 1 to 423 and encodes 140 amino acids. Gene Ontology annotation, molecular function: 2 iron, 2 sulfur cluster binding. Gene Ontology annotation, cellular component: cytoplasm; mitochondrion. The transcript has a single exon. Gene Ontology annotation, biological process: iron-sulfur cluster assembly.
AUGUUUACGACACGAAUGCUUAGGCGUGCUAUGACACACGCCGCCGCGUCCUCUUCAUCGUCUACCGCGAGACAAUCGACGAUUAAGUCAACAAAACAGGUCAUGGAGCUCACGGAAGCGGCGGCGAAGCGAAUACACGAAUUGCUCGGGAACAAGGGUGCCGAAUACCUUAAAAUUGGCAUUCGCACGCGAGGGUGCAACGGCAUGACGUACACGAUGAACUACGCAGACGAGAAAGAUAGAGGUAAAUUUGACGAAGUCGUUGAUCAACACGGAGUGAAAGUGAUCAUAGAGCCGAAUGCUUUGAUGUCAAUUAUAGGAACAAAAAUGGAUUUCGUCAGCGAUAAUCUUCGCUCCGAGUUUACGUUUGAGAAUCCAAACGCGAAAGCCUCGUGCGGAUGCGGCGAAUCGUUCUCGGUGUAA